Molecule: messenger RNA, 1822 nt
Organism: Drosophila innubila
Lineage: Eukaryota; Metazoa; Arthropoda; Insecta; Diptera; Drosophilidae
Product: slit homolog 1 protein
Exons: 6
Coding region: 1-1782 (593 amino acids)
Cellular component (GO): plasma membrane
Molecular function (GO): protein binding
Source: RefSeq, a predicted model, not a curated record
AUGUGGUCGUCAUCGGUUGUUCGCUUUGCCCGCAUCUUCUGGCUGCUGUUGCUUUGCUCCUUGCUGGUGCAGGGACAGCUUGGAAAGGAUACGCAGCAGAGUCUGGAUGAGUUCCGUCAGCGAUACUUGAUGCCUUUACUCUCCCCGGGUAGAAACUGCAGCUUAACAGCCUGCGAGUCGCUGAGAAUCAUCUCGCAACUCCUGCUGCUCAUCAAGGUGAUGCCCAAUGGCACCCUUAAUUCCCUGGCGGAGGGUGUAAAAUCGGAUUCUUCGAGGCGUAAAAUGGGAGGCAACAACGACUCGAAAGCUGGCGAUGUUGGUUCCAUGUUCAAUCUGGCCGACUUCGAUAAGCGAGUGCGUCAAAUCGAGAGUCGACUGCGAUCUGUGGAGCAGCCCAUUUGGCAUUUGGCCAGUGGAAGCGAAAUCGAGUGGAAUCAUUGCACGUCGGGUGGCUGUCGCUGUAAUCCGGACACCAAGAGCUUCACCUGCUGGAACACAAAUCUGAAGACGGUGCCAGUUACCCAAGUGAUACCCAUGAAUAUGGUGGCCAUUGAUCUCUCGCGGAAUGCGCUCUCCACACUGCACAAGGACACAUUUCGCGGUCUAACGUUGCUGAAGGAACUGGACUUGUCCAACAAUGUGCUUGACUUCUUACCCUUUGAUCUGUUCCAGGAUCUGGACAGUCUGUUGCAACUCCGCAUUCAGAACAAUCAAUUGGAGGACAUUGAUUCCCGCACUUUCUGGAAACUACGCAAUUUGAAUCUCUUAGAUCUCGGCAAGAAUGCCAUAUCUCUGUUGCCUGAAUCCGUUUUUUAUCACGCCCAACGUCUGACUGUUAUAAAUCUAUGUGAUAAUCAGAUCAAGAACUUUCCUCCAAAUCUAUUGAGGGAUCAAAUGAUGCUCGAGGAACUGGACAUGUCGCGGAAUAUGAUUGAGGAACUCGUCUCAGGCAGCAUGCGUUACCAGACAAAGCUAAAGACACUUAACUUUGGCUGGAAUCAAAUAGCCAAGAUUGAGGAGGAUUUCUUUGAGGGCCUGAAGAAUCUGCGCAUUUUAAUGUUGCAUAAUAAUCGCAUCACUACCAUAUCUGGCACAAUUUUCAAUAAUCUAGCAAACCUGGUCACACUGGAUCUUACAAUGAACCGCAUAAGUCAUAUCGAUGGACAUUCCUUUGCUGAACUAAACAAUCUGAAUGAACUGCUGUUGGGACAGAACUCCAUGUCGAGCAUACCCGCUGAUCUUUUCCUGCAUGUGAGUGCGCUCACUCGCUUGACCUUGUUCUCGAACAACCUGACAACCCUGGAGGCCAAUGACUUUAAAGGUCUAACCAGCCUCAAAAUUCUGAUGCUCAACAACAACAUAUUGAAGCAAUUCGAUGCUCGGGCAUUUGAGCCGCUCACCCAACUGGAGAAACUUCGCAUUGACUCCAACAAACUCAUGUUUCUGCCACAUGGCGCCUUGCAUGGACUGGACAAACUGGUGGCCGUGAAGCUGGACAAGAAUCCCUGGCAUUGUGAUUGCCGUGCUCUGUAUUUGGCCCGUUGGAUACGUGAGUUUGUGCUGAAGCUCUGGGAUGGCCAACAGCCGAUGUGUCGUGGCCCUGGUGACCUUGGUGGCCAUGAGGUGGGUCUGCUGCGCUAUGAUGAUCUCUGUGAUGGCCAAUGGGCGAGCAUGUUGUCGCUGUCGCCGCGUCUUCCGCAUAUCUAUAACGCCACCACAGACGAGCAGCUCAAGGAGGCGGAAAUAACCAGUGUGGCCAUUAAGAAGGUUCACCUCGAUUAACAUUUGAUUAACGCUCCAUUGUCCAGUGUGCAGUGUCCAA